CUUCUUUCUCGACAACUCCCCAGUAUAUAUACAAAAAUCACCAAUAUGGGUGGUGCGGCUUUGGACUAGGUGGCCGCGGCAUUGCUGCGGUCUACCUCUGUGAAUUGAACUCCAGCACGGAGUUCAAUGCCAAGAAGUCCAGCACAUCACCAGCAGAGACGCGCUGCGGGCUGGAAGUCCUCCUGGUCGAUCUGGUCUCGACUUCUCCUUCACAAUGCCAAAACAGAAGAGAGCCAAGGCAGCGAUGCCACCAUCAGCACCAGCGAUGCCACCUCAACAGGCUCCGGGCGCAAUGCCAGAGCCAUCGUUUGGUCGAUCCCAUCGGGGCUUGGAGGAAGAAAUCAUCGAGUAUCCGGAGGUUCAACGCAACGAAGCAUUAGCAACAAAGGCCAUCUAUCCUGAUGAGUUUGAGAGAAUCCACGGGCGCAAGAACGCUUGGCAGACUCGAGAGAAUCUUGCUUUCCAGGUCCGGGUGGGACCUUUGGAGGAUAAGGACUAUUUUGUCAAGUUGAUCUUUGAAUUUCCACCCGAUUAUCCCAAAGUCCUGCCAAAGAUCCAGGUCGUGACUGUCCAACCAGCAGAUGUUGAUUUGGCCAAGCAAGUUCAACACAUCAUCGCCACGUAUCCGGCACAACACUUGGGCCACGAGAUCGUCUUCGAGGUCAACCAGGCUAUCAUGGAUAUGCUUGAACAGUUCAUCUCUGCAAAGGCCAAAGCCAAAGUCGACUUCAGCCUCGAACAAGAGCGAGCAGCAAGAGAGGCGAGGGAAAGAAAACAGGUCCAAGAACAAGAGGAGAGGACACGUAAGCGACAAGACGAGGAAGCUGAAAAGCAAGAGCAAGUCCUCGCCUCUCAAGUCGCCAGUGAGAAACAACGGCGACAGAAAUCCACCUUGUAUCGGAAGACCACGGGCGAUGACAAUGCCCAAUUCUACGACGUCCCCGAAGAGCCUGUCAGAUUUGACCAAUCGAUGAUCUGCAAAGACGUCGAGACCGACACUCCUUUCAAAUUCAAAUCAGUGGCAGGAAGGACCGUUCUGUUGAAGAGAAAAGACAAAAAGGUCACCAUCGUGGCUCCUCGUGUUGAUAUCGAUGCCGUCCAAGCACCACGUCUCCUCUUGAAAGACAUCUACCUCCCCGAGUCAAUUGCCCAUAAAGCUGAUAUGCAGAAGUGGAUGGAAGAGAUCGAACAAUUGCUUGAAUCGUCCAAAGAGCAUCAUCAUCAGAACGUUGUCGACAUUCUCAACUACAAGAUCGAGCAUGUCAACUUGGAUGACGGCUCAACCCAAUGGAAUUUGGCCAUAUUGUCCGAAUACGCCAACAAAGGCUGUUUGCACGAUCUGCUGGAGCUUUCUGGACCUCUCAACUCCAACAAGAUCCGUUCUUGGACACGCCAAUUGGUUGAUGCCCUGAUGUUCUUUGACCAGCAAGGUUACGUCCACCCAGCUGUCCAUGCGGCUAAUGUCCUCAUAUUCAUGUCUCGAAGUGGAGGGAUCACUGUCAAACUGUCGGAUGGAUACGGGACCAAACUGCGCGAUCUGGUCAACAAAGCUCGUGACCCCCCUGCGCCAAAGACUACAUCUCUUCUCUGGCUUGCACCUGAAUUGAACGGGACUGUUCCAACUCGAACCAACAAGACAUGCAUUUGGGAUCUGGGAAAAGUCAUUGUGCAAAUGGCUCUUGGUAAUGAUUACCAGAAAUACUACACUUCUCCGAUCCAGGUCCUCGAAGGGACAGAUCUUGAAGAUAGUGCUGAGAGUCUAUUGGAAAGUGUAUUCCAACACAAUCCCGCCAAACGACCAACUGCGUUUGAGUUGUCACACCGCGACUUCUUCAGAAAGACACAUGAAGCAAUCUUCAGCAGAGACUCCCCCAAUCUUCCAGGAACGCCCUCGCGCCAGAGACGUCAGAGCAACAAGACUGACUCCAAGUACCACAAUGAGUGGGAGGAGCUUGACACUCUCGGCAAAGGUGGUUUUGGCAGGGUCGUUCGUGCAAGACAGAAAUUGGAUGGACAAUUUUACGCCGUCAAGAUCGUUGAAAGCACAUCGAAGCAAGCGUUGAAUGACAUUGUUGGAGAGGUCACUCUCCUUGCCAAGUUGAACCAUCCAUACAUUGUGAGAUACUACACUUCUUGGAUUGAGAAUGAGGAUGAUCAACCUGUGCGAAUGUCUACAAAGGCCAAGAAGACUCAAGCGCUCCCAGAUCUAUCAAGACGACAAGCCAUGCCACUGAGCAUAGGUCAUGAUUUCAUGGAGCCUUCUGUGUAUCGCAACCAGGGUCUCGAAUACAGCGACUCCAGCGGUGGCAUGUUUGGGUAUCAAGAUCCGCCAUCCAUUAACGAUGAAGAUGGUUGGGACAACGAGGACGAUCUCGGCAGUGAUCCUGAACCUGCCACAGGUGAAGACAUGACCUCGACGGACCCCCCCACCGAUGAUCCAUUCGAAAGAGACAUUACAUCAACUGACGCAUCCCCAUCGGUCGAGACGAAUCCUUUGGCUCGAUCCAUGCACCCUUUCCGUCCUCCAACGCCACCGAUGAUUGAAAAAUCGACACUGUACAUUCAGAUGGAGCUUUGUGACAAGCGCACAUUGUUCAAUCGAAUUCACGAAGGUCUCAGCGGUGACCCUGACAUGGUAUGGCGCUUAUUUCGACGCAUCCUCGAAGGUCUUGCACAUGUUCAUAGUAUCGGCGUGGUGCACAGAGAUCUGAAACCAGCCAACAUCUUUUUGGACUCGCACGACAAUCCCAAGCUUGGUGAUUUUGGACUUGCAACCACAGGGCAAGCGCUGUCAAAAGCAAUGCAAUCAGAAGGAGGAAUGACAAUUACACGGUCCACUGGGGUUGGUACCAAGGGCUACACUGCGCCCGAGCUCUUCCAUCAUGGCAACAAAUACGACGCAAGAGCUGACAUGUACUCGUUGGGCAUCAUCUUCUUUGAGAUGAACUAUCCUUUCAGUUCUGACAUGGAGCGAUCAGUAUUGUUGGAGAAUUUGAGAAAGCCAAUCCCUACUCUACCACCAUUCUUCAACGAUGAUUUGUACCGAAAACAGGGCGAAAUUAUCCUCCGUCUAGUUCAGCACAAGGUGAAACAACGACCUCAAGCUGCGGAGCUACUUGCCAGCGACUUGAUCCCAGAACCUCUUGAGGAUGAAAAGUUUCAACGAUACAUUGACCGAGUGGCGGCUGAUGAUCCAGCACAGUACCAAGCCUGGGUCAACAAACUCUUUGCUCAUCCAAACACAACAGUAUCCAAUCUGGCGUGGGAAGACAAGACUGCCAAACAAGUCACAAUUGGAGAGUCUCUGCUUCGAGUCCAUAUGAGCGAGCAGUUGCGGGAGAUCUUCCGACGACAUGGUGCUAUUGAAGUCAGCCGACAAGGCGUCUUCCCCAAGGCUGAAUUCUAUCCUAAUCCAGCUACAUUCCUAGACCCAUCGGGUCUUGUGGUGCAACUACCAUCGGAUUUGACUCUUCCGCUUGCAAGGACGCUGGGACAAACUCGCUGCUCUUACAGCAAGAUCUACUGUUUUGGAGAUGUCUACCGAGCAACAUCCCCUGGUCAGGAGGCAAAACAGGUCCCAGAAGUUGACUUUGACUUCAUCUCACACAAUGCAUUGGACCUAAACAUCAAGGAAGCGGAAGUCAUCAAAGUACUUGACGAGAUCUUACACGAGAUCCCAGCAUUGGCACUUCGCUCAUGGACGAUAUAUUUGAACCAUGGGGAUUUACUCGACCUGAUUCUGAAUUUCUGUCGCAUCAGAAAAGACAGUUAUUCGAAAGUCAAACAAGCGCUGUCACAUCUCAACGUCGGACCAACGACAUGGAAAGAACUUCGCGAACAACUUCGUGGUGCGGCUCUCAACAUUCCCGAGACAUGUGUGACCGAUCUUUCACGGUUCAAUUUCGACGGCCCCAUCGACCAUGUGCGGUACAAACUCACCAAAAUCUUUGGUGAAAGCGAACAUUUCAGUCGAGCAAUUCCUCAAUUGACGCGACUUGAUGAAUUAAUGUCCCUAACGAAGAAAAUGAACAUUCAGAGCGAGAUCCGCGUGGCACCACUAAGCAACAACUCCGAGCAACUGUACAAAGGCAGUCUACUCUUGCAAUGCAUCGACAACAGCUCCAAGAAAGUCAUCGCCGUUGGAGGUAGAUACGACGCCUUGAUCCAAGAAUAUCAAUCCAAACAUGAUCGAGGAUCUACCCGCGGCGUUGGAUUCCGACUGAACGUCUCUGAGGUUAUUUUCCACAUGCGGAGUCAAGUUCAGAACAUUGUGGGAGGAUCAAGAUCUUCGCUCAAAUCUGCGGCCGUUGAUCCUCGUGCAGCAGCCAUGCUGACUCGCUGCGACAUUCUGGUCACUAGCUUCGAUCCCACCACCUUGCGGACGACUUGUGUGGAGAUUGUAUCGUCUCUCUGGGCGGCAGGUCUUAGUGCAGAGUUGUCAGAGGAAUCUCGUUCUUUGGAAGAACUUGAGAUGGCAUGCAAGGACAAUGUUGGGUAUUGGGUGGUAAUUGUCCGCAGCGGAGUUGGUGAGCGUGGUUUGAAAGUGAGGAGUCCUUCAAAGGAAGAAGAUGAAGUCAAGCCAGGUGAAUUGGUCAAUUUUUUGCAGACUCGGCGGAAUUUUCGACGCAAGUAGAUAGGGUGUCUACGGAUAGAUGGAAAUAAUGAUGUUCAUAGAGCCAAGAUGGUGAUAAUCGAAUUGUUUUGUAGCAA
This is a messenger RNA of Exophiala mesophila, 4710 nucleotides long. RefSeq lists its product as uncharacterized. The coding region runs from base 215 to 4633 and encodes 1472 amino acids. Gene Ontology annotation, molecular function: eukaryotic translation initiation factor 2alpha kinase activity; ATP binding; protein binding. The record is from RefSeq and is a predicted model, not a curated record. The transcript is spliced from 2 exons. Gene Ontology annotation, biological process: DNA damage checkpoint signaling; regulation of translational initiation by eIF2 alpha phosphorylation. NCBI's taxonomy places the organism in Eukaryota, Fungi, Ascomycota, Eurotiomycetes, Chaetothyriales, Herpotrichiellaceae.